ACAGAAGGUCCGCAAAGUUGUGAAGAUGUACAAGUUCUUGGGGUUGAUUGCCUUAGUGGCUUUGCCUAUCGUUUGGAUCCAGGCAGACUGCAACGUAUGCCAAUCAAAUCACGCAUCCUGCAUCAAUCAAACCGCAUAUAAUCUUUGUUUCGGUGGCACUGAGCCGGUUACCAACCAGACCUUCAUCUGCACGGAUGGACUGGUGUGCACGGAUCAGCCUGUGAUAUGUUUCCAACGAAGUCAAACUCCUGCCAGUUGUGGUGAUACGGACAGCUGUGGCCAGUGUGCUCCCAAUUACACCUUUGCAUGUACCUCGCGAUCCACAUUCGCCUUUUGCUUUGGCGCCUUAACGCCCACAAAUGUCACAGGAAGCUGUCCUGAUGGUUAUUUUUGCGACGCGUCCACCCAGGAGAUCUGCGUUACCACGGCAACUGAUGACUCUAUCAUUUGUCACUUGAACUAA
Messenger RNA from Drosophila eugracilis, 463 nucleotides. RefSeq lists its product as uncharacterized. The coding region runs from base 26 to 463 and encodes 145 amino acids. NCBI's taxonomy places the organism in Eukaryota, Metazoa, Arthropoda, Insecta, Diptera, Drosophilidae. The record is from RefSeq and is a predicted model, not a curated record. The transcript is spliced from 2 exons.